AUGGCGGCGCGGCGCGCGGUUGCCAUGGGGCCCUGGGCCGUGCCCCUCCCCCCUCGCUGGAGGGGCCUCAGCACCAGGCCGGGCCCCCCCGACCCCCACGCCGUGCUCGGGGUCCGUCCCGGGGCCUCCCCCAGGGAGAUCCGCACCGCCUUCCUGGCCCGCUGCAAGGAGGUUCACCCCGACGGGGACCCCUCGGACCCCUCCCGCCAUGGCCGCUUCCUGCGCCUGGCCGAGGCCUACGCGGCCCUGAGCGCCCCCCGGGACCGGGACCCCCCCCGGGACACCGUGCCCCGUCCCCCCGCCGGUCCCAGGUGGGAGCAGGAGUGGCGGCAGCGGGAGGAGAACCGGCGGCACCGGGAGGAGAACCGGCGGUACUGGGAGCAGUUCCGACCCCCCUGCGCCGCCCCCCGGGCCCCCCACCGGCGCCUCCUGGGGCUGCUCCUGCUGCUGAUGGCCCUGGGGGGGCUGGCCCACGGGCUGGCCUACAGGUACGUGGCCGGGGCUCACACCGCCUUCCUGGACCAGCAGGACCGGGAGCUGCGCGCGGCCUAUGAGAGAGCCCGGAGCCGGGCGGGGUCGCGCGAGGAGCUCCUGAAGCGGCUGCGGGAGCGGGGAAGGGGCCGGGGAGCCCCCAGGUGA
Haemorhous mexicanus (house finch) is the source of this 639-nucleotide messenger RNA. It is a transcript of the gene DNAJC4, whose product is annotated as DnaJ heat shock protein family (Hsp40) member C4. The record is from RefSeq and is a predicted model, not a curated record. The coding region runs from base 1 to 639 and encodes 212 amino acids. Lineage: Eukaryota; Metazoa; Chordata; Aves; Passeriformes; Fringillidae. The transcript has 8 exons.